Aspergillus mulundensis is the source of this 1662-nucleotide messenger RNA. RefSeq lists its product as uncharacterized. The transcript has a single exon. The coding region runs from base 1 to 1662 and encodes 553 amino acids. NCBI's taxonomy places the organism in Eukaryota, Fungi, Ascomycota, Eurotiomycetes, Eurotiales, Aspergillaceae. The record is from RefSeq and is a predicted model, not a curated record.
AUGAACAGAGACGUGGUUGAAGGUAACUCUACCUCCCUCAGUCCAAAUCCUCAAGAGCCUGCUCUUAUGGACGCUUCUCAUUUGCACAUGAAUGAUCUGGGGCUUACACCUUUCCCCGGGUUCCAGCUGCGGGGCAAUACCCUACAGGAUCAGGAGCAAAGUUGUCGCGAUGAACAUGAACACUUCGGUACUGGCUAUCGCGAUGACAUACAGCCAACACGCGGCGAGGGAAGCAUCAGCGCUGAAAUUCUCGGCAUACCGACGCCGCAGACGGACCUGGAAGGAUUCGACGCUCUAGUGAAUAACAAGGCUGACUCGGAUGAUUUGUUCGACCCUUUGUUCGAUUCUACGAUCCCUGAGCUUGACGAUGUCUUCUCCCGCAAACGAAGCGCGGAGGAACUGCAAGAAUCCCCGCCUGAGAAACGGCAGCGGCAGCAAACAAACCCCCUCGACGAAACGCCUUCACUUACUCCUGAUUCGACGCACGAAUCAUCCGCUUCUUUCUUUGACACUUUCGACAGCAUGUUUUGUGGGCCAUUUGAACUACCAUUAGUUUUACCGGACGAACCUCUGUUUGAUCUUGAGAUCCCCCAGCCUCCGUUCAGCCCGCCUAGAAUAAGCGAGUCGACAAGAGAAGGAUUCUCUUUGGAUGAGCAGGAUAUUCUUUCCAACACCACCCGCGAAUUUUUGAAGAUGCGGAAAGAGCCUGAGUAUGUAUCCCCGUAUCCGGUUUCGGGAGGGCCGCUAGGCUAUCUCCCCUCAAGCCCUACUAUCCACGUGAAAUGCGUCGCCGUGGGAGAUGAGAAGGCGAAUGAUGAGAUUCGAAAAUUGCGGGCUCAGUUAUACCGGACGACACGCGAGCGAGACCAGUACAAGAAGUCACUUUCAGAAUAUACAAAAUUGGACGGCACCGGGAAAUCACCAGAGCAGUUACUCCGUGAAGAGAAUUCGUCGCUUCGGCGUGUAUCCACUCGACAUCAGGCCCGGGUGGAAGAAUACAAGCAGGAGGCAUCCGAGUGGAGGACCAAACUCCACAAUGUCAGUGUCUUGUACAAUAAUCUCUUGUAUGAAAUUGGGGUAGAGAAGCGGCUUCCCUCGAUCACCUCGAUUCCAGCCGGAUACAAGCCACCUCGGAAGACUGCCGUGAUACAGCCGCCGCAAGCUCCUGUGAUUAUGCAAGACGUCGCUGGCAAAUGUUGGGCUUUCGGUCCACCCACACAACAACUUGAAGAGCCACUUGUGCAAAGUGCGGGCGCUAGCAACAGUCAACCUUUCGGCCGAACAAUAAAGCAGCCAAUGCAGGAACCGCGAUGUGUCACGAUAGAUUUGACCCCCGAACCAUUAUCUCCACAGAUUUCCGUGCCUGAGCAGGCCACAGAUGCCGGCAAUAUCCACACUUCUGAUCCACAGCCGCAGCAACAUGAAUUACAUGCUAGGCAACAGUUAACGGCCAUCACGAUCGAUCUGACCGAGGAGGAUGAAGCUCCGCCUACACCUCCACCUGUAUCGGAACAUGCGACGCUUCGAUCACUGCGCAGCAAGAAAUACGAUUGGCUCCAAGCCGGCAACGACAUGGUCGAGAACUCCCAGGUCUGCACUUUUUCAAUGGUAGAAGACGAUGAGCUAGCUCGCAUGAUGGAAGAAGAACUGUCACGGACUUGA